Molecule: messenger RNA, 2290 nt
Organism: Pseudoliparis swirei
Lineage: Eukaryota; Metazoa; Chordata; Actinopteri; Perciformes; Liparidae
Gene: f10
Product: coagulation factor X
Exons: 10
Coding region: 190-1956 (588 amino acids)
Biological process (GO): proteolysis
Cellular component (GO): extracellular region
Molecular function (GO): serine-type endopeptidase activity; calcium ion binding
Source: RefSeq, a predicted model, not a curated record
GCAGGAGGGUGUGCUCCCGGAAGGUGCCGGGAGCCGGCAGCCUGGACACGAGGGAGAGCGCGUUGACUGUUUGUUUCACUUUUCCUGCCAUUAAAUAUUAAUAACUUAAUCCAUGCGCGUCCGGAAGCCUGUUUUCCACCAUCUGCGAAGUGCCCAGUUUCAGAAUACUCAACAGAAGUGAAGUCGGUAAUGUUGUGUAACCGUCUCAGGGGAACACAACCUGGACGUGGCGGAGGGCCUGGAGCAGAGCGUCGCCGUGGCGAUGGCGACGGUCAAACUCCAGGCUUCAAAGGUUCCACAAACCGAUACUCCAUUCCUUCCCCUCCGAGCUCUCGUCCAGCCGGGGCCAUGUUCUGGUUUCACCGCCUGACCCUCGUCGCCCUGCUGCUCCGCCUGACCGCCGCUCACGUCGUCUUUCUGGACGACGAGGCGGCCAGCCAGGUCCUGAGCCGGCAGAGACGGGCCAACAGCUUCCUGGAGGAGUUCAAACAGGGCGACAUGGAGAGGGAGUGCCAGGAGGAGCACUGCGACUUCGAGGAGGCGCGAGAGAUCUUUGAAGACAUCGAGAAAACGAACACUUUCUGGGCCAAAUACGUCGACGGCGACGCGUGCGAGUCGAUGCCGUGCGCCCACGGCGGCGUUUGUAAAGACACCGUCGGCGGCUUCACCUGCUUCUGCCAGCCCGGCUUCCAGGGCAGCAACUGUGAAAUCGUUGUUCCCGAGCUCUGCGAGAACCGGAACGGCGGCUGCGCUCACUUCUGCGCCGUGGUGGAAGGGAACAUCCAGUGCUCCUGCGCCAGCGGCUACUUCCUGGAGUGGGACGACAAAUCCUGCAACUCCCAUGAGCCCUUCAAGUGCGGCGCGCUCCUCGGCGCCAACACCCGGACGGUGUUCAGGUACGUCCGGGAGAACACCACGGACGGGACCGGCAUGGGGACCGGCACCGGGACCGGCGUCGGGACCGGCACCGGGUCCAACACCACGGACGGGACCGGCGUCGGGACCGGCACCGGGUCCAACACCACGGACGGGACCGGCAUCGGGACCGGCACCGGGUCCAACACCACGGACGGGACCGGCACCACGGACCGAAGCACCAACUCCACCCAGCCGCGUGGUCCGUUGCCAGAAGAUGCCGUUUUCGAGGAAUUGGUGGUCCCCGAUCGGGCGGUGAUGACCCGCAUCGUUGACGGAGAGGACUGUCCUCCGGGGGAAUGUCCAUGGCAGGCUCUCCUCCUGAACGAGGACGACGUCGGGUUCUGCGGAGGAACCAUCCUCAACGAGUACAUCAUCCUGACCGCCGCCCACUGCAUGAACGAAUCACGCUACAUCUACGUCAAGCUCGGUGAGUUUGACGUGCUGAUGGACCACGGCACCGAAGCCACGCACCGAGUGGAAACCAUCAUCACCCACAACCGGUACCGGCCCAACACCUACCACAACGACAUCGCGCUCAUCAAGCUGGCCACGCCCAUCAGGUUCAGCCGGUUCAUCCUGCCGGCGUGCUUACCGGAGCAGGACUUCGCUGAGAAGGUGUUGAUGCGGCAGAAGGACGGCUUGGUCAGCGGCUUCGGCCGACUGGGCGAAGGUCGGCAGCCGUCCUCCAUCUUGCAGCGCCUCGCCAUGCCGUACGUGAACCGGCAGACCUGCAUCGAAUCCACCCAGCUGCGCAUCUCGGCACACAUGUUCUGCGCCGGCUACGACGCCAUCGCCAAAGACGCGUGCCAGGGCGACAGCGGCGGGCCGCACGUCACGCGCUACUCCGACACCUACUUCAUCACCGGCAUCGUGAGCUGGGGCGAAGGCUGCGCCCGCAAAGGGAAGUACGGCGUCUACACACAGGUGUCCAAGUACAUCAGCUGGAUCCACAAGGCCAUCGCCAAGCUGAUGCCCGAGGACAAGAGCGGCGGCAGAGCGAGGCGCCGCCGCGGCGCCAUCAGGAGGCUGGUUCUGUAGCGCUCUUCAGAAAUCACUGAGCCUCGGGUCGUCAUCACGUUGAUGUUUCAGCGGUCACAUUUCAAACUUUUGACAACAUGUUUCUGUAUUAAAGAACUUUAAGUUCAGGGUUUGACCACAAGGGGCAGCAGAACUCACCGGGUCAUACAGGAGUGUGGAGUUCCUCAGGGUUCGAUUCUGGGUCCUCUGUAUUUUCUCCUUAAAGCUGUUUUAUUGAUUCUCAUAUCAUAAGCUGAUAUGGUGGAACUGAAAAACACAAUACAUUUGAAAUGUCUGCUCUCAUGUAUUUUUUAUCAAUCACUGUUUGACAAAAUAAAGAAAUAAUUCAACAGCC